CAGUUUUUUUGCCCACCCCUGCCUCUACUCCUCUACUCAGUUUUCAGCAGGAAUUGCAGUUUGUGAUGUUUGCUACGGCAGACGCAGACGAUAAGCUUCACCCUCUUCGAUUCACACUCUAAUUGCGACGCAAGCCGGGCAGAUGCAGGCGGGAAACAAACACCGCCAACUUCCUCAAGACGAGACGAGGAGAAAGGACACGAGUGUUGCACCAGAUUAUCAGAGUAGCAGCUUGAAGAAGGCACGGCUACAUUCAACACUGACUGCUCUCCUUAAUGAUCCCAUACUUGCUGAUGUCCCCAAGAAACCAUUAUUCUCUGAUGUAGACACCCUGAUAAGCUUGGAACUUGGCAGUGCUAUGCGGAUAAAGAUCCUUAAAUUGGACAACACAUCAAUCGAUGUGGCUGUCCUGAAUUCAGCAACAGUUAAGGACUUGAAACAAGCAAGUCGGAAGAAAAUAGCAGAGAUGGAGGAUUCAAAGAUGGGCCAUCGCCAUAUUUCUUGGAAACAUGUUUGGGAGAAGUUUUGCUUUUCAUAUAAUAAUGAGAAGCUACUUGAUGAUGGGGCUAAACUUCAGGGCUAUGGAAUAAGGAACAACUGUGUGGUACAAUUUAUUCCCUAUGUUAUGUCAAGAGCCUCACGAAGACAUUCGAGGAGUAGAAAACACCGCUUCUUUCACGGUCUUAACAGAACUGGGUGAACUCGGUAUGGUUAAAAUGGAGUUAAUAGAGCAUGGCCUCACUCUUUCCAUGAGUUCACAGAUUUAGACAAAUUGGCAUAGUGCGAUUCGGUGGUGGCCCAAACAAAGCUUCCGGGACGAGAUUUUGCCACACAGAUCUAGCUGCUACAUGUUGAGAGCAAUCAGGUCUCAGAUCUGAAUUGAUGCCAACGACGAUGAUUAUGACUACUGUGGAGUAGGCAAUCAGAGUUCAUAUUUUCUUUUCUUUUUUUGUACAUAUUUGUGUUUUUGUGUGAAGAAUCUUCAAAUUGGGCACCCUAGUUGCCAAUUUUUUGUUUUAACCUUCAUUUUUCAAGAGACUUUAAUUUUGGG
Messenger RNA from Cuscuta campestris, 1051 nucleotides. Lineage: Eukaryota; Viridiplantae; Streptophyta; Magnoliopsida; Solanales; Convolvulaceae. The record is from the annotation of a GenBank genome assembly.